CACAAAGGCAGUCUUGUUUACCGGGAAAUAUCCGAAUGCUGAAAUGACAAAACCACAGUGUUCUUUGCAGUCACACAGCAGGAGCUGCAGCACGGACACUUUCUCCUAUCCGGGGGGAGACUGCAAGAACACGCAAGACUGCACUGCUGAAACUCGGCAGAUUCUCUACCACAGAGGGGUUUGGCAACUGAACUAAGUCACCGAGAGGAAAACACCACAUGCCACUCUGCAAGUUUUACUAACUGGCUGGUAUUACCGGAGACACUCAAACGCUUCAGAUCCAACAGAAUAACCAGGAACCAGCACCGUGGAGAUGCCUGGUGUCAACACCACCACGGUCAACUCCUCCUCCUCCCUGGGGAACAGCACCCUCUGCAGCAGAGACUACAAGAUUACCCAGGUCCUCUUCCCACUGCUCUACACCGUCCUGUUCUUUGCUGGGCUCAUCACGAACAGCUUGGCAAUGAGGAUUUUCUUUCAAAUCCGCAGUAAAUCCAACUUCAUUAUUUUUCUCAAGAACACAGUCAUUUCUGAUCUUCUCAUGAUUCUAACUUUUCCAUUCAAAAUUCUUAGUGAUGCCAAACUGGGAGCCGGGCCUCUGAGAACCCUGGUGUGCCAAGUUACCUCGGUCACAUUUUAUUUUACAAUGUAUAUCAGCAUAUCAUUCCUUGGACUGAUAACCAUCGACCGCUACCUGAAGACCACCAGGCCAUUUAAAACUUCCAAUCCCAGCAAUCUCUUGGGUGCGAAGAUUCUUUCUGUUGUCAUCUGGGCCUUCAUGUUCUUACUCUCGCUGCCUAACAUGAUUCUCACCAACAGGAGGCCAAAAGAUAAAGACAUAACGAAAUGUUCCUUCUUAAAGUCAGAGUUUGGUCUGGUCUGGCAUGAAAUAGUCAAUUACAUCUGCCAAGUCAUUUUCUGGAUUAAUUUUUUAAUUGUCAUUGUUUGUUAUAGUCUCAUUACGAAAGAACUCUAUCGCUCCUAUGUAAGAACAAGGGGGUCAGCCAAAGUUCCCAGGAAAAAGGUGAACAUCAAAGUUUUCAUCAUCAUUGCUGUCUUCUUUAUUUGUUUUGUUCCCUUCCACUUUGCACGGAUUCCCUACACCCUGAGCCAGACCCGGGCCGUCUUUGACUGUGCUGCUGAAAACGCUCUGUUCUAUGUGAAAGAGAGCACCCUGUGGCUGACGUCCUUGAAUGCCUGCCUCGAUCCAUUCAUUUAUUUUUUCCUUUGCAAGUCUUUCAGAAACUCCCUGACAAGCAUGCUGAGGUGCUCAAGCUCUACGCCACCACCUGGAGAAAACAAGAAGAAAGGGCAGGAAGGUGGAGACCCAAGCGAGGAGACACCAAUGUAAACCGUUACCCAAACGGUGCUUCAGUCUCCUCCAAGGCAAUCACCACACAAAAAUAUUAACACUCACUAAAAAGAAGCUGAGUUAAUGGCUCUUGAAAUAGGCAAUAAACUGGGGAAAUAAUCUUUAUCUACUUUUCCAGAAUAUAUACAUAUAUAAAAUAAAAUAUAAGGUAAAAAAUUUCUAAUCUUCAGUCAUACAAUAAAAUCAACUACAUCGCAUUGCUAUACUGCGGGCAAACCCACAAAGAAUUAAUUAUUUAACUAGUUUCUACAAAACGAACAACCAUGAAAUGUAAUGCCCACUGUCCUGUGAUAAUACAUAACCAAUCACAAUUAUUAUUUUUUAAAAAGUGAAAAAUUAUGUUUGAUCUGAUACAUCAAGCAUGAUAACUACUGACUUCUCAUUUAAAACAACAAGGACAACACAAAUGUACAGAGCGACUUAAACCAAAUCAAAUGACAUUGGAUGAGGCCUGAAUGUUCAUUAAGUUAGUAGAGGUUUAAAGAUGUAUCUUUCCUUUGAGAAGAAACAUAAUGAAUAAAAUAAUUAAUGUAAAGAGAGUAAACUAUUAUAACAUUCUAAUAUUUUAAAAGAUUACUACUUCCUUAACACUAGAAAGAAGCAGUUUCACUGAAAUUCUGAGUUUACCAGGUACAGUGCCAUUAUUGGCACUUAUCUUCAAUAACUAACUUUGGAAAUGCCUCCUACUUGAGAGAGAAAAACACUUCUUAGUAAGAAAAAAAGUAACUAUAAUUGCCAAACAUCUAUUAAUAUGAAAAGCAUUUGCUAUUAUCUGUUUGUAAUCAUGUGUAUGAUACAGAUAAAUUGCAUUUAUUCUGUAUCAUUUUGUUGGAAUUUCUUUGUUCAAAAGUAUUAGCUACAAUGGAUCAACCUUCUUCACCUAUAUUAAAGAG
Molecule: messenger RNA, 2265 nt
Organism: Psammomys obesus (fat sand rat)
Lineage: Eukaryota; Metazoa; Chordata; Mammalia; Rodentia; Muridae
Gene: P2ry12
Product: purinergic receptor P2Y12
Exons: 3
Coding region: 314-1351 (345 amino acids)
Biological process (GO): G protein-coupled receptor signaling pathway; blood coagulation
Cellular component (GO): membrane
Molecular function (GO): G protein-coupled purinergic nucleotide receptor activity
Source: RefSeq, a predicted model, not a curated record